AGAUAUCCCUUGCAUGAGAAGAGGGCUUAAAGAAGCAGAGUGAACCAUCAGAGCAACUGCAAGAGCACUGUCUCGUGAGUGCUUGGUGGGCUACAAAAAGAAAAGAUUCUCAUCUCUUCACUGUGCUGUUCAGUGCUGACUGCCCAUUUUCAGCUGUGGCAGACCAGGGGGCAGGACAAGGACAUUAACUCUCUAAGCCUGUUGUGUUUGAUGAGUGGGGACCGUGCACUGCAUGGAUGCCAAGCACAACCUUUACCUUAGGACACUCAUCCUACUCCCACCAUAUUCUCUCUCACCUGUUAGCCCCUAAACCCCUGUAACACCAGAGCUGCAGGAGCCAACCAUCUGCCACAUAUCUGCAUCCCAUAAAAAAUACCUGGAUAGAUUUGAGUCCCAGAGAUACCUGCUUGCUUAGUUUAUGGCCCUUGCUCACCCCAGAACAAAGUGGAACCAAGUGCAUGUCUCACUGAGAGAGGAGCACGUGGGUGGAGCAUGAGGAAGGAACAUCCAUUCUUGAGAGAGGAACAGGGGAAGGGAAUAAAAUAGGAGAAUAAGGAAACAAGGGACAGUACCAAGUGACAGUAAGACAGGGAGUGGGGGGGAAACAAAGGAAAAAAAGAAAAAGUGGAAGGCAUGUCCAAAGAGUGAAAAAGCAGGUAACAAAGAAGCAAAAGAGGGAAGAAGAGAUUUUGAAGUGACAGAAAAGGAGGGAUAGAAAGUAAAAGAGAGCUCUGCCCUUUCUGCCCUGCCCUUCCCUCCCCCCCCAUGGCAAUGUCUCUCAGAGGCCCCUUCUGUGCCUACUCCUUGUUUCCCACUAGAAGCAGAUGAGGUGGGAAGUGGUGGAUCCUUGGUGGACUCCCUGUGCAUGAUCCUCCUGCCUUGUCCUCAGCUUCCAAAGUGGGAGACAUGAUGCAGCGUGGUGGGGGCAGCAGCAUGGGGGACCCAUCUGAGUCCACCCUGCACAACAACUCGCUGUGGUGGCUGGCAUGUGGGAUGCUAGCCCUGUUGGCCAACUCCUGGAUCAUUCUGAGCAUCACAGCUAAGCAGCAGAAGCACAAGCCCUUGGAAUUGCUGCUCUGCUUCCUUGCUGGAACUCACAUCCUCAUGGCGGCUGUGCCCCUCACCACCUACGCUGUGGUGCAGCUGCGGCGUGAGUCCUCUGACUAUGACUGGAACGAGAGUAUCUGCAAGGUUUUUGUCUCCACAUACUACACCCUGGCUCUGGCCACCUGCUUCACCGUUGCCUCCUUGUCCUACCACCGUAUGUGGAUGGUGAGGUGGCCAGUCAACUAUCGACUAAGCAAUGCCAAGAAGCAGGCUUUGCACGCGGUGAUGGGCAUCUGGAUGGUGUCGUUCAUCCUUUCCACCUUGCCCUCCAUUGGCUGGCACAACAACGGUGAACGUUAUUAUGCCAGGGGCUGCCAGUUCAUUGUCAGCAAGAUUGGGCUGGGCUUUGGUGUCUGCUUCAGCCUCCUGCUCCUGGGAGGAAUCGUCAUGGGUUUGGUGUGUGUGGGCAUCACCUUUUACCAGACCCUGUGGGCACAUCGAAGACGCCAGCGGUGCCAUCACCAACGGGCAGAGGAAGCCACUGCUUCCUGCUCUUCCUCAGGACACAAUACAUUCAAUGUGCCAGCCAUUGUGGUUGAGGACGUGAGGGGCAAGAGGAGGUCCUCCCUGGAUGGCUCUGAAUCAGCCAAGACCUCCAUGCAAAUGACCAACCUCAUUAGUGCAAUUGUCUUUCUCUAUGACACACUCACCGGGGUACCCAUCUUGGUGGUGAGUUUUUUCAGCCUGCGCUAUGACACUGCCCCCACCUGGAUGGUCCUUGCUGUACUCUGGUGCUCCAUGGUGCAGACCCUGCUGCUGCCCUCCUUCAUCUGGUCCUGUGAGCGGUAUCGGGCUGACCUCCGCACUGUGUGGGAGCAGUGUGUGGCCAUCAUGUCUGAGGAAGAUGGAGAUGAAGAUGGUGCCUGUGAGGAUUAUGGCGAUGGCAGGAUCUGCAAGGUGCGAUUUGAUGCCAAUGGAGCUGCAGCUGUGAAACGGGACCCCAGAGAGGUCAAGCUACUGCCCAUGCACCACAUGCUGCUCCCUCAAGACAAGGUGCAUUACCUGCAGGUCCCCAUCUCCCGAAGAAUGUCCCAUGAUGAGACAAACAUCUUCUCCCACCGCUCUGCUCCAUCUUUUCUUCACAAAUGGUCCUCGUCUGAUGACAUCCGAAUCUCCACCCCCCGCAAACCUGGCAGUCCUGGAUUCCUCCCUCCUGAACUGCGUGAUUACCACCACCGCCGGCGACCCCCUGAAGAUGAGCUGACCACACUCCGGCAGUUCCUGGAGGGGGGGCUGGGCCCCCGAGGGGCUGGCUCCAGCGCCUGCUUUUUCCGGGAUGAGAUCACUACCUUCAUUGAUGAGACACCACAGCCCUCCCCUGCCUGUAGUCCACGGCACUCAUGCCUCCAGCUAAUGCCACGCCAUGACAGUCACCACUGUCUGGGAGGUGGCAUGGAGGAGGAGGGCUCUGACUGGGCACAGCACUGUUUGCUGAUUGGCAGUGAAGCCUGGCAUCUGCAGGACGGAGAGCAGGCACUACAUGAAAGGACCCUUGGGGCCUGUGAGGCACAAGCCUUCCAGGAUCCCAAACUAUAAGAGACAGUGUCAGAGACAUUCAGUGCCAUCAGGAUUUUUAAAUAAAUAACUUUAAACGUUCCCCUAGUCCCAGAUCCUAACAGAUAAUUUAUGUUCACAUCUCUGUUUCCAGCUGACAGAAAGGAAAUGGUGCCCUUGGUUUAUGCUGACCUGGUAGGGGCAAAGAAGUGUGACAGGCCUAUGGGAGGGAGCCAUGGACAUUAGCAGUCGGUGCCUGUUCUCAGGUUAUAAACAGGACCACAGCUUUGUCGCCCCCUUGUUAACUCCACCCCCUCAUUAGCCUCACCCUUGCAUUAGCUCUGCCCCAUCACAGGAAAUACUCCUGGAGCUACGGCAGACAGAGGAUGGUAUUAAAAUUCUA
Alligator sinensis (Chinese alligator) is the source of this 3004-nucleotide messenger RNA. It is a transcript of the gene GPR162, whose product is annotated as G protein-coupled receptor 162. Lineage: Eukaryota; Metazoa; Chordata; Crocodylia; Alligatoridae. Gene Ontology annotation, cellular component: membrane. The transcript has 4 exons. Gene Ontology annotation, biological process: G protein-coupled receptor signaling pathway. The coding region runs from base 907 to 2643 and encodes 578 amino acids. The record is from RefSeq and is a predicted model, not a curated record. Gene Ontology annotation, molecular function: G protein-coupled receptor activity.